Molecule: messenger RNA, 3587 nt
Organism: Austrofundulus limnaeus
Lineage: Eukaryota; Metazoa; Chordata; Actinopteri; Cyprinodontiformes; Rivulidae
Gene: rab1ba
Product: zRAB1B, member RAS oncogene family a
Exons: 6
Coding region: 284-889 (201 amino acids)
Molecular function (GO): GTP binding; GTPase activity
Source: RefSeq, a predicted model, not a curated record
UCCGCACAUGCGCACUGAGUGGGAAGGUUUAAUGAACAGCGAGCUGAAAGGUAGGAAAAAAAAAGAAGGAAAUUGACCAGAGAAAGUGAAGAUAGUAUGUAUAAGCCUUCCUAAAUCGACUCAAAUUAAAGGUAGAUUAAGUGGAAGGAUCAGAGAGCAGCAGGACAGACGGUUUUUAACCAAGAGGUGUCUCAGAUACGGAGCUGCUGUCCGAGUCAUCUUUUUCUGCCGUAGUACAGGAAGGACGAGUCCACUCACCAACAAAACACGUCUACAGUGAAAAAUGAAUCCUGAAUAUGACUAUUUGUUCAAGCUGCUUCUUAUUGGAGACUCUGGUGUAGGAAAGUCUUGUCUUCUUCUACGCUUUGCAGACGACACCUACACAGAGAGCUACAUCAGCACCAUUGGAGUGGACUUUAAGAUUCGGACCAUUGAACUGGACGGCAAGACCAUCAAACUGCAGAUUUGGGACACUGCAGGUCAGGAGAGGUUUCGUACCAUCACCUCCAGCUACUAUCGUGGAGCCCAUGGCAUUAUAGUUGUUUAUGAUGUGACUGAUCAGGAGUCUUAUAACAAUGUCAAACAGUGGCUUCAGGAGAUUGACCGUUACGCUAGUGAAAAUGUCAACAAGCUUCUGGUGGGCAACAAGUGUGACUUAACAACAAAGAAAGUAGUGGAUUACACAACAGCCAAGGAGUUUGCUGAUUCUCUGGCCAUCCCUUUCUUGGAGACGAGUGCCAAGAAUGCCACCAAUGUAGAACAGUCCUUCAUGACCAUGGCAGCUGAGAUCAAGAAGCGCAUGGGGCCGGGGGCCACAGCCAGCGGGGACAAGCCCAACCUAAAGAUUGAGAGCACCCCUGUCAGGCAGUCUGGAGGAGGCUGCUGUUAAAGGACCACCUGCUUCCCAUCUCCUCUGAAACUGCCCUUUAUAACCUCCUUUGUUCUUUCAGCACCUUUCAUCCCUCUGUCUUUAACCCCUCCACUUAUUACUCAUUUGCAGCACUGAGAGCCUUGUUCAUCGCACCWGGGCAUCAGAGAAGGCUGGACAGACAGAAGUAGAAUUUAAAGACUGAUCAGGCUGUAAUGAUGUUUAGGGUUCAUUUGUAAAUCUGCCAAAACAGAGAAGGCCAUGUCUGAAGGCUGCAGCUGACCUGUUAGUGCAAAUUAACAAAAAUGUUUCUAAUUGAAAUGUCACUAAACUUUUAAAGUUUGUGCAGCCAYAKUUUUGAUUUUAAAGAUCACAACCGCUAAUUUGGAAGAUGUUGAAAACUUAAGCGGCAGGACUGCACCCCUCAGACUCRCAUAAGGAAACAGAAAACAUUUAGCAGACUCCCUCGUGCUGUUCAGYCCCAGCACUGUGAAGUUGUGCUGUUUGCAGGAAGCUUAGUGUUGAUGURAAGAGGRUUGGAGGCAGGUUAUUCCCACACAAACACAUCUUUUCUCUACUUGUUUGUCUUUGUUCAGCUCACCUCAUCAGYCACACACUGUCCUCUUCAGUCCACUGUCACUCCCUGGAGCUGCUGGCUCUCAGUCCCCUCCUGGUGUAUCAGAGCUAACCAGGCCAGUCCCUGUUAAGUCCCUGUCAGCUGCACUCUUUUCACUUCAGCCUGCGUUCAGAUCACACAGUGAAAAUUGAGCCUCUAAUGUCUGCUGACAUUAGAAGAGCUUGAAGUGGCAGCUCAGAGAGCUCAGCUGGUUCCUCACAGAGAACCUCACCUCUGUACUCUUCAAACCACCACUCUUACUGGAUGAGGCUCUGUGUCUUGCAUUUGGUAGAGAAUGUAAAAUAAAUUCUUAUUCAAACUUGGUGAGGUGCAGAAGUGGCAGCUCGGCAGGCUGCUUGUGUGUGCUGUGCUGUGUUGGGUGGGUGUUGGUGGUGGUGGGGUGGGGGUCACUGGACUCAGACUGUUGGGAACCUGUAGGAGGAUUCUCACUGUGGUCUGACUUUUUUAAAAUGGCUUUUUGUUUUGUUGGAGCUCCACAGAUUAUAAAACACCAAGUUAAAGGUCUUCAAACGGUUUCUAGAAAUCCAAACAAAAUGUAGACUUGAUUGCUAAAAGCUAAUUUAAGGUAGUUGUUAUAAAACACAAAAAGCAGAAGUCAUAAAUGGAUGAAUGUAAUCUCACAUAGUUGUCAUUGUUUUUGUUUUUACUUAUUAUUUGAACUGUUGAACCCUGCUUUGUUUCUGUAGUACCAGGUGUCAGAAUACAGCUGCAGUGUUGUACAAUUAACAAAAACUAACAUGUUCCUGGUGUUUUUGAGACCCUCGAGACAAUUCUGUGACUGUUUUGAGAGAAAAAAAAAGUCGACACUGAUUUAGUUUUUUUGAAUUUUGACUCUGAGCCUCAGAGAGCUCCACAAACACUGAGGACUCACACAUGGAUUGAGACAUCUUCCUUUGCAGACACUGUUCCACAGCAGCUGUGAUGUCAGUGUGUAGUUACAGCUUUGGUUUUAUACACAGGGACCUCCAGCUUUGGUCCAGCAGAGGUUUCAUAAAGUCGUUUCUUGUUCAGAUGAGACUGAUUGGUUGGACAUGGUUUGAACUUCAGAUGGACCAUCUGCUCAGACAGCUGUGUAACACUUGGAGGCCUGAGUCCCACCUGUUAGAGCUUGACCCACCUGAGGGGUUCCUUUUUUUACCACACUUAAAUGAAUUGUUUUACAAAGUGAGUUGUACUCAUUUAUAAAACCCAUUAGAUUCACUGAACUAUGUGAAAGGUUUGUACAUUUUAGAGAGCCAGGUUAGCUACUGUUGUGUUUUCUAUCUAGCAUUAAGGUCAGAUAGUUCUCUCUAAUAUGAGAAUGUGUGUAUGAGAACUUGGCUCAACUAAUCCAAAUUGAGCUGAAAGACAAGAAAUGAUCUUUAAAACUGUGUUGACACAUUGCAGAUAACACCUGUUUGAUUCAAGAAAAACAAGACAUUUUUACCUGAUCAUUUCCCUGUAGUUAAGGUUCAUCAAUGCAUCCAAGCAGCAUUAGAGCCGUUCUGUUCACGUUUGUCCUGUAUCUUCUGGCACAGCUUUAAAUGAAAAUGUGAGGCUUUGCUAGGAUCAGUGUGCUGUCACACAGCGUAAACUAAAGGAAGGAUGAGAAGGUCGUGUCUGCAGCUCAGACUUGACAGCAGACCCAACCCUUAAAGUUUAAACAGGUCGCAGAAAGUUGGACUUGACCUGACUGAACUAAUUCAAUUAAUUUAUAAAGCACCACUUCACAACAGACGUCUCAGAACCACUGUACAAAAAUAUCCACAUUAUAAAAGACAAUUAUAUAAUUAUAAACAAUUAUAUAAGAUUACUACAAGUUAUCUAAGAAAGCCAGCAGAUUGUGUUGAUUCACUUCUUCACAGUCUCCAUCCUGAGCAGCAUGGUGACAGUGGAGAAGAAAAACUGYCUUUAACAGGAAGAACCCUCCAGCAGAACCAGGACAGGCGGCCAUCUGCCUCGGCUGGUUGGGUUCAGAAAGGACAGGAAAGAGACAAACUUCACCCCACACUGGUACAAAAACAUGAUACAUCAGAACGUGCCCAGUUCACCCAGUUCUCCAACUGCUUUAAAGUGUCURUGACAUCAAGUUUUUGUAAGAAA